This is a messenger RNA of Helicoverpa zea (corn earworm), 889 nucleotides long. RefSeq lists its product as uncharacterized. The coding region runs from base 30 to 515 and encodes 161 amino acids. The transcript has 4 exons. The record is from RefSeq and is a predicted model, not a curated record. Lineage: Eukaryota; Metazoa; Arthropoda; Insecta; Lepidoptera; Noctuidae.
ACACGACGGCGCGCGUGUGAACAGCUUGAAUGUCCGCCUGCCCGCGACGGGCUGCACGCCGCGCAGCCCGCCAGGCAGCCCGCCGGGUUGCGCGGCGCGCGUGUGAACGUAGCAUAAGAUUGGCCGAUUGCGAUAAAAACCAUAGAAAGAAGAAUAAUAACCAUAACCUCAAAGUCGAAGUUUUAGUUCAAAUGUCAUUGUCAUUUACUUUGUUUGGAUUACACACAUCAUGCCGAAAAUCCCGAAUCUCCGUGCAUUUGGUAAACAUUGUCACAAUUGUGGAAAGUGGAUGGAGCGAAGGGCUCUUCGUAAAGAUGGUGUGUAGUAUUUUAGUAGUGACAUGCAAUUUUGUAAUGGCAAAAUAUUUGCAAGAGAUGGCAAACAAAAGCAAAUGUGCAGUCGAUGUGUGGAAUGCGACAACAUUAUACUCGGUCGAUAACGAAGAGUUGAAUGUUAGAACUUAUGAAAAUAUUAUUUACAACUCAUUUCGAGAAGCUGCUCAAGCUCCUUUUUGACGAUCAAGAAUGGGAAAGAUGUUUGAAUGAAGCAAUUGAUUUUAAACUUCCUCGGCAAUUAUUUCGAGUUUGAAGAUUCGAUGAUGUAAAAAUUCAAAUUAUCAAUACCACUGAACAAGGCUUGAAAGGUGAUAAAUAUUUAUCGAAAAAUGUUAUAUAUAGAGAAAUUUUGUGAUAAUCAACCUCUGAUGUAUAAUAGAGAAUAUUUUUUUAUAAGUACCUUUGCCAAAUUCUCGGAUAAGUACUCAUUGUAAAAUUACAAUUUACAUACUUCCUAAUAUUAUUCUUGAUUUAGCCAAUUUGGAUAAAGAACCACAAUUUCAUAUUUUAUUUUUAAAAUUAGUAAGUACUUAUCUACCUGUCAAAGUAAAGAA